CGCGGCUGGCUCGCCUUCGAACGCUCGCACGCUCGCCCGCUCCCUCCCUCGCCCGCGCGCGCCUCGGAGAUUGGGGCGGGUUGUCCCUCCGCGGCCACCGUUCGGGCCUAGCGCGCCUCCGUCACAGGCUCUUCUCGAGCGCCGUCCGCCCCUCCUCCUCCGUUUUUUUUCCUUUCCCGCCCGCCCCUGCGGAGACCUUUGACCUCCCCUCCGGUUGUUAUGUCGGGCCUCCGCCGCCGCCGCAUUCCUUAACGCGCGCGCCCGCGGGGUCGCCUCAGCUGCCGCCUCCUCUCCCGUCGACUUCGCGCUUCCCCUCAGCCGCCCGGGGCGCGCGCCCACACCCUGCCCCCCGCCCGCGCCGCGCCCGAGUAACGGUCGCUCCUCGCCCGGCGCGCUCCCGUCGCUGCCCGCGGCCUGCUCGGAGUCCCCGUCGCGCGCCCAGCCCGCCCGGAGGAAGAUGAAGGAGAUGAAGCAGCGCAGGAAGAAGGAGCGCACGUGGGCCGAGGCCGCCCGCCUGGUGCUGGAAAACUAUUCUGAUGGACCCAUGACCCCAAAACAGAUUCUGCAGGUUAUAGAAACUGAGGGCCUGAAAGAAAUGAGUGGCACAUCUCCGUUGGCCUGCCUGAAUGCAAUGCUUCACUCCAAUUCACGGAGCUGUGAUGGGCUUUUCUAUAAACUUCCUGGGCGGAUUAGCCUAUUUACUCUCAAGAAAGCCGCUGCGCAGUGGUCUCGGACCCUCGCUGGGCCCGAAGGGGAAGAGCUGGACGAUGCCGAGAGCAGCGGUUCCAAUGAAGCUGCCAGCACCGUGAGUGGGGAUAACGAUGUUUCUCUCGAUGAAACCUCUUCAAACGCCUCCUGUUCCACGGAGUCCCAGAGCAAGAGUGCGCUGGCUGCCCGAGAGAGCACUAGGACAGCGUCCCAGGUGAGCAAGCAGAAGAAAAAGACAGGCAUGAUGCUUCCCCGUGUGGUUUUGACUCCCCUGAAAGUAAAUGGGGCCCAUAUGGAAGCCUCCUCAGGGUUUGCGGGGAAGCAAGUUGGUGACGAGCGCAGCAGCAGCAGCAGCAGCAGCUUGUCGGUUUUGCCCGGCACACUUUGUGGCCGAACAGAAAUGGCUAGGGAAGGCCCGCAUCUGCUCCGGGGAGUCCGCAAGCCCUCAAGCGGACAGACGAAGAGGAACCGGGGGGAUGACAUAGACUUUGAGACGCCCGGCUCCAUCCUCGUGAACACAAACCUGCGAGCACUGAUCAAUUCCAGGACCUUCAAUGCCCUCCCCCUGCAUUUCCAGCAGCAGCUUCUGCUCCUCCUCCCUGAAGUGGACAGACAGGCCGGGGCAGACGGACUGCUGCGCCUUAGUGGGAGCGCUCUAAACAACGAGUUCUUCACCCAUGCUGCCCAGAGCUGGAGGGAGAGGCUGGCUGAUGGGGAGUUCACUCAUGAAAUGCAGGUUCGCAUAAGACAGGAAAUGGAGAGGGAAAAGAAGAUGGAACUGUGGAAAGAGAGGUUUUUUGAGGACUACUACGGGCAGAAGCUGGGGUUGACCAAGGAAGAGCAGAAUUCUGUGCCGAGCGAUGCGGAGAACAGCACCACGGCGGCCUCCCCAGAAGGACCUGCCAGGGCAUCGGGCACCCCCAUGGCCCACCAGCCUGAUGGGCGCCUCAGGAGGCGCUCGCUCCGCUGCCGAACGCGGAGGAGCUGGCACAAAUCGCACGAGCUGGAGCCGUCCGCGCCUUCCGAAGAGGCGCCGUCUGCAGAGGCUGCGCCCACCGAGGAGCAAGAGGCCACUCCGGCAGCGGACGCGUGCCGAGGAAGCCGGGCUCCUCCCCAGGCAGAGGCGGCCCCGGAGGCGACCAAGGCCCCGAGCGAGGCGGAUGACGCGGCAGCCGUGGCCCCGGACCGAAUUCCCAGCCCGCCUCUGGGGCCGCAGGAUCAGCCCAAGAGGAAGUGCUUCGAGCAGCCCGCCUCAGCCUCUUUCCCCGAGAAGAAGCCCCGGCUCGAGGACCGUCAGUCCUUUCGUAACACAAUUGAAAGUGUUCACCCAGAAAAGCCACAGCCCACCAAAGAGGAGCCCAAGGUCCCACCCAUCCGGAUUCAACUUUCCCGAAUCAAACCCCCCUGGGUGGUUAACGGUCAGCCGGCCUACCAGAUAUGUCCUCGGAUUAUCCCCAAUCCAGAGCCCGUCAGCCAGGACAGAAGUGGGACCCCGGCCCCUGCUGACUUUAAGGCCUGUCCUCUGCAAGGCCGAGCCCAGCGAGCGGCUGCUGCUCCUGCCUCCACCAUUGGGGGUGGGGGUGGGCCCGGCGGAGGCGGAAGGAGCCCAGGCGAAAGUGGCGGCCGGGUCCGGCAGCCCAGGAGCCACCGCUCCAGGCACUGGCGGUCAAAGGGAACCCGCGGGAAGCGCGUGCCAGAUUUACAGCGAACACAGUUACUGCCGCCUUCCCACCUAGGAGCAGAGACGGGCUUGGAGGAGCUCGCAGUGGGCGUGCCUUCGUGUGGGACGGAGCCCGCGGUGGAAGGAGCUCCCAGGCGUGGAUGGGCUGCGAGCCUCUGUCCACGUGAAGCUGAAGGUGCUGCCCAGCUGGAAGAGCCUGCGGCAGGCAGCCUCUCAGACGGCGGUCGAGCCACGCCGGCCCUUGGCUGCGGAACUGCGGGAGUGCCCGCAGGUGAUUCUGGGCCUCCUUGGGACGAUGUGAGCUGUGAACCAUCUCCAGGGGAUGCUGCUCUGGAGGGGCAUAAUAUGGAGGAGAGAAGGGAGCCUCCCGCGGGUGGCCAGUUCAAUGGCUCCUGGCCAGAGGACUCUGAAAGCAGCCUCCUUGGAGGCACAAGCAGGAAGGAGGGGCACGAAGGCCGCAAUCCUGUCGUGCCGGGCCGCUGCUCUGCAGCAAAAGCUGUCUCUGCAAGCUCCGCUGAUCUGGCCCUGGAGAGCACCGUGAGGGACAGCCCCGAGGCUUCCGGCUCUCCUGCACAGGAGCAUCUUCCAGAGGACUCCGGUCCUGCUGGGAUGGCGCUUCCGACAGCCCGGCCUCAGACGGCCAGGCCCUGGCAUGGAAAAGGGGCACCGAGUACUCCAGAGGAAGCUUCUCAUUCCAAAGCAGUUUUGCGUGCUCCGUGCUUAAAUGGAACCAUGAGGGUCUACGAGAGCCGCUUUCCCCCACCAGAGGCACCGUUGGGGGCAGAAGUAGAGGCAGGCAAAGAGCAGGCAGACGAGGGAGCCGGGCCGAGUGUCUGCCCCUUCAGUGAUGAGGAAGCCCAGAGCCCACUGAGUGAGACGACAGAGACUGCCUCGGACUUGGAAGCUGAGCUCACAGAUGAGAACCCGGAAUUGAACCGGGAUUGCAGCAGAGCAGAAGGGAGAGAAGUUGCAUCUGGCCAGAGGCAUCUGAAAGAACGCAAGGAGGUCAAAUUUGAAAGCAGGGAAGAUUUGCCUUCAGACGUAGAGGCUGCCAGCUCACAAUGCGGGAAAACACUGCCCGCCCCUCUCCUAACGGCAGGCAAAUCGAUUUUCCCUGCUGAUGUCGAAAGCCAGGAAGGGCCACGCGUGGGGACCCCCCAGCCUCUGUCUGUUGAAGCGAGCGACCCUCUUGUGGUGCAGGGGGUUGCGCAGAGCGCACCUCCCUGGAGAGUUCCUCCGGGGUCUCCCUGUAGUGCCAAGGCCGGGGCUGCGGCCUCUUCUCUGCACAAGCCCCUGGCAGACGCUUGCUCUUUUCCCGUGGGGGCUAAGAGCAGGGAGCGCCUUGUGCAGGAGGCCUCUUGUGAGGAGGGGCCGAGCAUGAGUGACACAACCCAGAAGGGUGCUUGUGCAUCGCAGCCUUUGCAGGACUCUGCUGAAGGGCCAUGCAUACUGGAGGCGGCCUCCCUGCCUCCAGAGAAAAAUCCCGAGCUGCAUCCCGAUUCAGGCUCCCCGGAUCAAGCAGCCAGCCAGUCCCAGAAAGUGGAUCAGAACAAAUUCCCUCCCAGUAUUGGUCAAGAUAAAACAGAUUCUCCCUGCGCAGGAUCUGCUGCUGGUGGGAGCCUGGAAGAGAAGCUCAAAACGGCCCCGGGGCCCCGGCUCCCCCUCAUCAGGACCCCUCUGGGGCCAGAGCGGCCGAGGAGUGAUCCUGGGGAGAAGCCCCCCGGAGCCCUGGGCAGGAAGGUCUUCGGGUCCGGCUUCUCUGGCGGGGCGGCAGCGAAGGCCCAGAGCCCACAAGCGCUGGAACCCUUUCCCAUCUGGGGCAUGCUGUCGCACAGCAAGCUGGUCUCGCCCCCAUCCAAGUGCAUUGCCGCUGGGGCCAGCCUGCACCCCGCAAGGGAGGACUGGCCCCCCAAGCCCCCACGGGCCCCUGCAGGAGACAGGGAGGUGGAGAACAAGAAGGUCCUGGCCUGCUCUGGGUCCAGCCAGAGGAAGAUGGAGAAGCGGAAGGAGGCCCUGCCUGGCCCUGUAGGGUCGGUGGAGCCCCUGCAGACCCUCCCCCUGGCCAGGGACUUGCCUUUUUUCAGGCUGCCGAAGGAGCCAGGGAAGGUGGCUGCGCAGCCCCUGGAGCCCUCCUCCCUCCCCUCCCAGCUGAACAUCAAGCAGGCGUUUUAUGGGAAGCUUUCAAAGCUGCAGCUGAAUUCUGCCCAUCUUAAUUAUGCCUCCGGCGCACCCUUUUUUUCCAGAAGUCUCGAAGGAAACGUGCCUCCGUUUGGCCACAAAGCAAACUUGGCAACUUCCCGCGGCGGGCUGGCCUUCUCUGCCCAAAUGUUUGCCGACAACAGCAGCAUGGAAGAAAUCUCCCUCAAGUGUUCCUGCAGCCUUAAAGCCAUGAUCAUGUGCAAGGGCUGCGGAGCGUUUUGCCACGAUGACUGUAUUGGCCCCUCCAAGCUGUGUGUGCUGUGCCUUGUGGUGAGAUGAUGCUUGCAGCCCUGGGAGGAGAGAGCGUCGGGGGGUGGGGGGGAGGAAGCUGUAUGCAGAACACUCUGGCCCUGACAAAGGCCAUACUGAUGCUGAAUGCCUGGGCUUUCCUGCUAGGCUGGGCAGAUCAGGCACGGGGGCAGGCUGCUUUGUAGGGUCUGUUCUCGUGCACCCAGGAACUGUCCAGUAUUCGGCCCGCUUAGCGCCCCACCUGGAGCUGCCCUUGGGCUGUGAGCCCUGUUGGGGCAGGGCUUUCACUCUUGACCCCCUCCCGCAUGGCGGCCAAGUCGCGGAGGAGGCCUGACUGAACUGGGAUUCCGUCUUCCAUUUUCAAUUCCUGCUGCCCCCUCCCCGGCUGCCGGGUGAGUGCAGACAGGAAGCAGCCGCCUGGAGGCUUCGGAGCUGGGAUGCAGCGGGGGGGGGGGGGCGAGCAGCGUGCGCCCUUCCCUGCGCCCGGGAGAGGCGGGGGGGCUCGUGCUGUCUCUGUCCGAGCAGCCCAGCCGAGGGAGAGCGUGGACCAUUGGUGAAGGUUUGGCCGGAUACCAGGUUUUUACUUUCUAAGCGGUGUCAUCUUUUGUUUAAAAAAACGCAUACAUAUAUAAAUAUAAAUCUAUAAUAUAAUUUUUUUUUGUUCUUGGGUGUAAAAGAAGUGGAAAUGUUCAGCUCCUCUCUGUACCCUCUAUGCAUCUCUAGCAAUCAUGUGUUCAUACGUUGUACACAGUACUGGCCAAUUCUGUAAAUUGAUGUUAUGUACAUAAA
Candoia aspera is the source of this 5626-nucleotide messenger RNA. RefSeq names its product ASXL transcriptional regulator 1 (gene ASXL1). Gene Ontology annotation, biological process: positive regulation of transcription by RNA polymerase II; animal organ morphogenesis. Bases 458 to 4867 code for a protein of 1469 amino acids. Gene Ontology annotation, molecular function: DNA binding; chromatin binding; peroxisome proliferator activated receptor binding. The transcript is spliced from 12 exons. Gene Ontology annotation, cellular component: PR-DUB complex. The record is from RefSeq and is a predicted model, not a curated record. Lineage: Eukaryota; Metazoa; Chordata; Lepidosauria; Squamata; Candoiidae.